Molecule: messenger RNA, 1122 nt
Organism: Oenanthe melanoleuca
Lineage: Eukaryota; Metazoa; Chordata; Aves; Passeriformes; Muscicapidae
Product: serine/threonine-protein kinase pim-1-like
Exons: 5
Coding region: 1-1122 (373 amino acids)
Biological process (GO): protein autophosphorylation
Cellular component (GO): cytoplasm
Molecular function (GO): protein serine/threonine kinase activity; ATP binding
Source: RefSeq, a predicted model, not a curated record
AUGCCGCGUCUCGCAAGGCGCCCGUGGGCGAGACGGGCCCGCCGCUGUGCCGCCGCCGCGGGGCUCCGUCCAUUCUGGGUGCGGCGCCUUUUGAAGAGCCUCUGGCAGAGCGCCGCGCUCUGCUGGUGCUGGUGCUGGAGCAGCGCCGUCUUUUGGCUCCGCCUGGCGCGGUCCCUGGCCCGGCCCCGGCCCCGAACGAGGCCCCUCCCGCAGCUCCGCCCGCAGCCGCCUCGCAGCCGCCCGGCUCCCGCCCCGUCGCCGGCAGCUUCUCCGGUGCGAGCCCCGCCGCCCGUCAGCUCGGCCGCCGGCCCCGAGCCGCCGGAGCCCAGGGCGGCUCGGGAAGCAGCAGCGCCCGGGGCGGACGGCUGCCCCGGGCAGAAUGCCGAGAGCGCCGCGCCAGCCGCACGGGCGGAGAAGCCUCCCCUGGAGCAGCUCUACCGGGAGGGCCCGCUGCUGGGGAGCGGCGGCUGCGGCAGCGUUUACGCCGGGACCCGGCUCGCCGACGGCGCCCCGGUGGCCAUCAAGCGAGUGCCCCGCGAUCGCAUCUGGGAGUGGGCGCGGCUGCACGACGGCGCCCUUGUGCCCCUGGAGCUGGUGCUGCUCUCGAUGGUGUCGUGCUCUGGCUUCCGCGGCGUCGUACACCUCCUGGACUGGUUCGAGCUGCCCGACGGCUUCGCGCUGGUCAUGGAGCGUCCGGAGCGCUGCCGCGACCUGUGGGACCUGCUGGACGCGGGCGGGUCCCUGCCAGAGCCCGUGGCGCGGGGGCUGUUCCGCCAGGUGCUGCAGGCCGUGCAGCACUGCACCAGCCGCGGUGUCCUGCACCGCGACAUCAAGGCCGAGAACGUCCUCGUCGACCUGGCCACCGGCGACGCGAAGCUCAUCGAUUUCGGCUGUGGCACGAUCCUCCAGGACACCUUCUACACCUGGAUGGCAGGAACGCGCGAGUACUACCCGCCGGAGUGGAUCCUCUUCGGCUGCUACCACGGCCAGCCAGCCACCAUCUGGUCCCUGGGCAUCCUGCUCUAUCACCUGGUGUGCGGGCACCUUCCUUUCACAACCAGAGAGGACAUCGUUCGGGGCCAGCUCUUCUUCCCGCCCCGGGUGUCUCAAGAACAAGGUUGA